Molecule: messenger RNA, 495 nt
Organism: Trichoplusia ni (cabbage looper)
Lineage: Eukaryota; Metazoa; Arthropoda; Insecta; Lepidoptera; Noctuidae
Gene: RpL35
Product: 60S ribosomal protein L35
Exons: 3
Coding region: 105-476 (123 amino acids)
Biological process (GO): translation; maturation of LSU-rRNA from tricistronic rRNA transcript (SSU-rRNA, 5.8S rRNA, LSU-rRNA)
Cellular component (GO): cytosolic large ribosomal subunit; ribosome
Molecular function (GO): mRNA binding; structural constituent of ribosome
Source: RefSeq, a predicted model, not a curated record
AGCGGAUAAAUAAAUUAAAUAAUAAUUUCGAAGAAAGGUGUGCAACACCGUCGAGCGUGUUUUUCUUUUCAUACGUCAAAAACGCAAGUCCAGACGUUUUCAAAAUGGGUAAGGUUAAGUGUUCGGAAUUGCGAACGAAGGACAAGAAGGAGUUGUUCAAGCAACUCGAGGAGUUAAAAACAGAAUUGACCAAUCUCCGUGUUGCUAAAGUUACCGGAGGAGUUGCAUCAAAACUGUCCAAAAUCCGCGUUGUAAGGAAAGCUAUUGCACGCGUGUACAUUGUUUACCACCAAAAAAUGAAGGUUAACCUUCGUAACCACUACAAGAACAAGAAGUAUAAGCCCCUAGACCUGAGGACCAAGAGAACUCGUGCUAUGCGCAAAGCACUCACCAAGCAUGAAUCUAAAAUCAAAACAAGGAAAGAGAUCAGAAAGAAGUCUCUGUUCCCCCCACGAGUAUAUGCAGUCAAGGCUUAAAUUAAAUGUUUAAGUAAUA